This is a messenger RNA of Bacillus rossius redtenbacheri, 8685 nucleotides long. RefSeq names its product gastrula zinc finger protein XlCGF57.1-like. Gene Ontology annotation, cellular component: nucleus. The coding region runs from base 1227 to 2756 and encodes 509 amino acids. Gene Ontology annotation, molecular function: DNA-binding transcription factor activity, RNA polymerase II-specific; transcription coregulator activity; RNA polymerase II cis-regulatory region sequence-specific DNA binding. Gene Ontology annotation, biological process: regulation of transcription by RNA polymerase II. The record is from RefSeq and is a predicted model, not a curated record. NCBI's taxonomy places the organism in Eukaryota, Metazoa, Arthropoda, Insecta, Phasmatodea, Bacillidae. The transcript has 7 exons.
UGUAAUUGUGUUCUUCCUCCCGGGUUUCGUGUGUAAAUAAGAAACAAAUGUAUUUUAAGGCAUUUUGUAUCACAAUAAUGUUUUAUUAAUUAAAUUACUUUUAUUUACUCUGUGCUUCAGUCCAAGAAGAUAGCGUGAAUCAUCUUUUGAUUUCUACACACUUUGUCCACCUAUUGUCUAUGACUUCGCAUGAGAACGGCGUUGCUAGUCUCUGGUCGUCGUUCUCCCGGCGCUGGGACCUCGCCCCCGAGUCAAAGACACGACUGUGCCGACACGGAAAGGAAGUAACUCGUUCUGGUAAUGGAUUGGUGGAGUGAAGAUGUUUUUGGCAAUGAGUGUUGGAGUAUAGGGCUUGAAAAAUCAGGCCGAACUGUUAACACAACGAUAAAAAAAGAAAGUAACGAGCUUGUGGAAGAUAAUUGCAGCCAUGAAGUUAUUAACAGUGUUCAGAACGAAUGUAGUCAUGAAGAUGGUACUGAUGUUCGUGAUUACUCUAGCCAUGAAGAUGAUAGUGAUGUUGAUGAAUAUUCUAGUAAUGGAAGUGUUAUUAUUCUCAGUUCCGAUUCCUCCACAGCUCCUUGUGAUAUCACAUUUCCCAAAAUUAAAACAGAGGUAAUUGAGGAACAUUUGAAGAAGGAGUAUAAGGAAGUAACAAUCAGUGAAGAACAAAUUGUAUCUGAAACAUCAGAAGAAAGUAACUUUCUACUAGCAGCUCCAAAUAGCAGUAAAUCCUCCAAGACUGGCAGUGUAACCUGUAUAAGAAAAAACCUUGAAUCGUUGAAAAGCACUAUUUUUCCCGGAUCUACAUUCUACUAGCAGCUCCAAAUAGCAGUAAAUCCUCCAAGACUGGCAGUGUAACCUGUAUAAGAAAAAACCUUGAAUCGUUGAAAAGCACUUUUUCCUGGAUCUACAUUCUACUAGCAGCUCCAAAUAGCAGUAAAUCCUCCAAGACUGGCAGUGUAACCUGUAUAAGAAAAAACCUUGAAUCAUUGAAAAGCACUAUUUUUCCUGAAUCUACAGUAGGUGUUCUAUCUAGGAGUAACUGGGAACAUAUAAAGCUUAACCAGUACAGUGAUUUUUCAGAGACAAUUGUUCAAGCUGGUCGCUCGAAUGAAAAAAGUAUAAACAUACUUAGCCAGACCAAUAAGAUUAGUUCUUUAAAUUUAACAUCAUCUACUGAUGUAGGUGUAGUUAAUAAAACUAAUAUAAGGGCAUUUUCAUGUUACAUGUGUAAAGCUAGUUUUUAUCAUAUUAGCACAUUGAAAAAACACAUUAAGCACACACAUGAUGUUAAGUGUUCUAGUAAAGACUGUAAGAAGACGUGUGUACAAAACAAAGCGAGAAGAAAACAUUUUUCAAAUACAACAUGUCCCAAGGAAUAUUGUUCUAAACCUGAUCUAAGAGUAUGCACAUCUACUCAUACAACUGAGAAACCAUUUUCGUGUUGGAGGUGUGUCAAAAUGUUUUAUACUAAGAGUAGUCUUAGAAUACACAUGCGUAAACAUAAAGUUGAGAUAUCAUCAUGUACAAUACGCAGCAACAUGUUACCUCAUAAAGAUCACACUGGAGUCAACCCAUUUUCUUGUUCAGAAUGCAAUGCAUAUUUUUCUCGGAACGAUAGCUUAAUUUCACAUGUGCUAACACAUACAUGUAAGAAAAAAAUUUCAUGUUCAGUAUGUUGUGCAAAGUUUUCUUCUAAAGGUAUUUUGAAUUCACACAUGCGCACACACACAGGUGAGAGACCAUUGGCAUGUUCAGUAUGCAGCAAAAACUUUUCUAAUAAAAGAAGCUUGAUUAUGCACAUGCGCACACACACAGGUGAGAGACCAUUUGCAUGUUCAGUAUGUAGCAAAAACUUUUGUAUUAAAAAAAACUUGAUUAGACACAUCCGCACACACACAGGUGAGAAACCAUUUGCAUGUUCAGUAUGCAGCAAAAACUUUUCUAAUAAAAUAAAUUUGAUUAGACACAUGCGCACACACACAGGUGAGAGACCAUUUUCAUGUUCAGUAUGCAGUGCAAAAUUUUCUCAAAAUAGUUCUUUGAAUAUGCACAUGCGCACACACACAGGUGAGAAACCAUUUGCAUGUUCAGUAUGCAGUGCAAAAUUUUCUCAACAUAUUUCUUUGAAUAUGCACAUGCGCACACACACAGGUGAGAGACCAUUUGCAUGUUCAGUAUGCAGCAAAAACUUUUCUAAUAAAAGAAGCUUGAUUAUACACAUCCGCAUACACACAGGUGAGAGACCAUUUGCAUGUUCAGUAUGCAGCAAAAUUUUUUCUAAUAAAAUAAAUUUGAUUAGACACAUGCGCACACACACAGGUGAGAGACCAUUUGCAUGUUCAGUAUGCAGCAAAAACUUUUCUAUUAAAAUAAACUUGAUUACACACAUCCGCACACACACAGGUGAGAGACCAUUUGCAUGUUCAGUAUGCAGUGCAAAAUUUUCUCAACAUAGUUCUUUGAAUAUGCACAUGCGCACACACACAUGUGAGAGACCAUUUGCAUGUUCAGUAUGCAGCAAAAACUUUUGUAUUAAAAAAAACUUGAUUAGACACAUGCGCACACACACAGGUGAGAAACCAUUUGCAUGUUCAGUAUGCAGCAAAAACUUUUCUGAUAAAAGAAACUUGAUUAGACACAUCCGCACACACACAGGUGAGAGACCAUUUUCAUGUUCAGUAUGUGGUGCAAAAUUUUCUUGUAAAGAUAAAUUGAAUUGCCAUAUGCUUACACAUAGGUCUGCACAUGAGUAACCAUUUUCAUUUUCAGUAUGCAUUGCAAAUUUUCGUAGAAAUUUUCCUUGAUUGUACACAUGUGACUCAUAUAGGUGAUAAACAAUUUUUGGGUUUAGUUUACAGUGAAAAAAAUUCUUAGUAAGACUUCCUACAUUAUCAUUUUUUCACGAAAUUUUAGAACUUAUUUUGUGUUAUUUUCUUAUAAAGUGUCUUUGAAUGUAGACAUUAAUUCAUGCAGUGCUGUUAAAACAUUUAGGUAUUGUUUUUAUGUUUACUUUGCAGAAUUUUUUAUACUAUAUUUUUUUUUUUAAAUUCUUUUUAUAGGAAUUGUGUACCUAACGUAAGAUAUUUUGUAUGUUAAAAAUUUUAAUGUUUUAAUUGCGAACUCAACCAAACUAAAACAAAUAAUUUUUUAAGUUGAGUAUUUAGCUCGGUAUUCCAAGACAUUCGGGUAAGGUAGCGAAUAAACACCAGUUGUUUGGAUAAAACUGUAACGUAACUCGCAGACUGUAUUCACACACGUGUCUUAACUAAAUCUGUAUUAGGUAACAAAAAGCAACCUUUUUAAUAAAUUGUGUCCUGCACGGAGCUAGAAACUGAUUUCAAUACAUUCAUUCUAGUUAUAGUUUGGCAACCAUCGUUACAUUGGCUAUGCCUAAAGUCCUGAAGAAUGCAGCACUAUUGCGCAAAUUAAAUGAUGCCAUUAUAAUUUUAAUUUUCAAGUACUUUUAAAGUUGAAAUUAUUUGGUUUUAUGACCAUUAAAGUAUACAACAUGUUGAUAGUUUCGCUGUCAUAAAAUUUCAUUUGGCCCACCAAAAUGCUUCGAAUUUCCACCCACCUGUGAUCAUUAAAUUUAUAUCAGUUAUUUGGCACCAGAUGCGGUUCAGCCAUCUGGACGAAAUCAACAAAAAUCUGAGCGCAUGGGCGUGUUUUUGGGCAAAAGUGUGGCAAUGGAUAGGACACCAAAAUCUGUCGCCUAAAAAUAAGGGACUUGUCGUGCCCUACCGUGCACUAGGAAUAUGGUUAAGGUACAGGUGUAGCAUAUUCAACACCUAAACCCUUACUUUUAUGUCUUGGAAUACCAACCUUAGUGCAAAAUUGUUUUCUCAAAAUUCUUGUACAGAUUUUCUGUAUGUUUUGCUGUUUUUCCCUCAAUAAGUGUAAAACAUAUGUAUGUUAAUAAUUACUAUAAGAUAAUAAUAGUCAGAGGUAAGACAUAAUCUGUAGAUAAUUUUUUGUUCACUUUGAACUUAAUUGAUAUUUUGUGAAAUAAUAUUGAAGCAGUAGUAAUUUUAUGGUUUGAACGUUAUUUUUUUUUUCAAUUAUUUAUUUUAAAUUGUUGUAUUUUAUAGUGUGUGAAUAUGAAAAUUCAGAAUAAAUAAGAUUUAUGUCUAUAAAUUUAAAAUAAAAAUAUUAACUAUCUAUUAGAAGAUAUCAAUAAUAAUUCAUUUGAUAACAUAUAAAAUACUUUGUAUUAUAUUUUCAUUAGUUUUAUAUAUAUUUCAAGGUUAUUUUAAGUUAUGUACAUUAAUUGGCUACUGGUCUUCUAUUAAGUAUCUUUUAACUAUGUAGUAAAAUAUAAUAAAAAUUUAUUUCGGAGUUGUCACUAAGUUGUAAUCUGGUGCAAUUAUAAGCUUUUUAGUUUGAAUUAAAUUAAUUUAUAAAUAAAAAUAUUCUAGAAUAUAAAUAUGUAUUGAGCGGGUAAUGACCACUCAAAAUAGACAAAAAUUAUAAGCAAAUAAUUUUUAUAUGUAUAUAAUUAUUUAAACAUUUGUCAAAGACUGAAAUAAUUUAAAAACAUUAUAUUGUUAUAAAGCUAUGGGACAAUUGCAUAGCAGCAGUAUUGCAAACAGACUGCAAAGACUAUUAUUUUAAAUUUAAUUCAUAUAGUUUGUCUAUGCAAUUUCAUUUUAUUUUCUCAUUGUUCAUGUUAACUGUUUUAAUGUUACAAUUUUGUUUAGUUUAUAGUUAGUUACAAGUGUUCUAUUUUAAGAUUGAUAGGAACAAUGACCCCAGGCCAUAGUAAAAUUUAAUUAGAAAAUCUGAUUAUUAAGAAAGUUUGGAAGAAGAGAGUCUAAAAAAAAAUUGGUUGACUGUAAAGUCGGUUUACGGACGAUAGUUUAACGUGACAACGUCAUAACAAAACAUUGAUGAAAUGAUUGAUCCAGAAGAAAAGGAAAUAUCAUAUUCGGUCUGAGACUGAGCCGUUAUAGGUUUAGGCAUUAAAAAUAUUAUAUUCUUUGAAGAAGAACUUUUUUUUAAAUUUUUCUAUCUUUUGUAUGAUAGAAUCUAUCUCUGCAUACUUUUAUGAAUAAAAUUGAAUCAAUUUUAUUGAAUUAUCACAAUUUUGUAUGGAUACAAAGAAGGAGUAAAAUGAAGUGUACAAUUUAAUUAAUAAAUUUACUUUUUUUUUGCAUUUAUUAAUUCAAAUAUAUUUAUUACUUUUGAAGUGUCGGGUGCGCCGUAUUUAUUUUUACAAGUACAAAAAAAAAUUUUGCUUCGGCCGGGAUUCGAACCGUUAUCCUGUGGAUUGGCAGAAAACGAUGCUCACCGCUCAGCCACGAGGCCAUAUUGGAAACUGUUGUUUCAGAUGUUAUAAUUGAUAAUAUUCCACGCACGACAUUUGUUUGAAUUUCUUUUAACUAGCAUAUUCUCUAUUGGACUCGAAAUAUUUACACGCUCUUGGGCUCAUAACUAUAAUACGGUGUGUGAUUUAGUUUAUCAAAUAAUAAAUCAUGACAAAUAAUUACCAAUGUCAAUUUAAAGCGUGAAAAGUAUCAUACCAGCAAUAAAUAUUUAGUUACACAGCUAAAACAAUGCUCAUACAACAUUGUUUAAAUAUACUGAUUUACACUAGUAAUUAAAAUAAUACGUACUUGUUAGAACGCCAUUUCCUUGCGAAUAUACUCCCGUGGCGCGAUGCACAAAAAUAACCUCAAACCAGUACGCCGCCAAGUGCCGGCCGAGUUCUCUGUACCGUCCACAACAUACCAGAGAGAUGCCACGCAUGCGUAAACACAUCCGUAGUGGGACAUCCGUAGUGGGAAAAUUUUUUGUGCGUGCAGCCAGUGUUCAUCGAUUUAUUAGACGUUAUCACGUCAAAAUGGCCUGAUAGAAAAGUGAAGUAAAUUUCAUUACCAGUAUAAUUUUGACUGUUGCAAGCUUAUUAAUCAUGGGAAUCAUGGUAUUUCAUACUGAAUUAAGGACUCUAGAUAAAAUUAAAUGAUUGUGAUAAUAUUUGUGAUGAAUAUAACUAUUACUACGACCAUGAUUGAUGUGCCUAGAGCUAGGACUGAGGUGAGCUGAAUAUCUUUAACCAUUUCCGAAUAUUAGCUUGACCAAAUAUCUUUUGUGGUCACAGAAAUUGACACUAUUGAAAUAGUCACAAAUAACUUUGUUUCUCCCCAUAACUUGUGUUAAAACUAGUAGUCCUAUAGAUUAUAUGAUUAUCUAAAUCUACCUAACUGAAGCCGAGGUACAGUCUAUAUAUGAGAAUAUUACGAACCCAAAUUUAGUUUCUUUAUAAUUUUCAUAAACAAUAAUAUUCAAUAAGACUUGAACUUUUGUUAGAAGCAGGACCCAACAUAACUUCAUACUCAUCAGUAUGACAAAAAAUACAUAGUAAAUUUUUUUUUGACUUCGUUUUUGAUCUAUAAAUUUUUGAAAAAUUAAAAAUUGAUAAUUUGUAGGAACGUUUUGCCAAAGCCAGCCUCCAAAAUCCAUUAGUAAACCAAAUUUGAACCCUUUUUCAGCUUUCUCAUUGGGAUGUGAAUAAUUUUCCAUUAAUUAUAUUUGUUUUUUAUAUAACCAAUGAAGAGUAUAUAAAUGAAGAAGAGAUUAUAAAACCAAGGUUAGAAAAAGCUGUGGCAGUCCCUAGGUCCCAGAACUUCCACAUCUUAAUUCCUCUAGAUCUAAAUCGUGUCGAAACCAAAAUUUACUCAUUUUUUGAUGAUUCAAAAACACAUAGAGUACAGAUCAGCUCUGGUGAUGAAAACAUUCCAUUUGAAGAAAUUGUGGAUUUUGUCGCUUGUGUUUACGAUGAGUGGUGGUUGGCGCAUGUUGACUCAAAAGAUGGUGCUGAAAAAGAAGUUUGUGUUAACUUUCUUCACCCAAAAGGACCAUCGCCAUCUCACAUAUCCUAGGAGAGCAGAUACCUUAGCCCUGCCAAUAAACUAUAUUUUGUGCAAAUUACAUCCAACCACAGCAACAGGUAGAACCUACCAAGUACCAGCAGAUGAGAUGGCUGAAGUAGCACAAGUUUUGGUAAAGAAGAGAAUUCAACUUUACUAAUUUGAGGUGCUAAAAGAAGAUAAAAAAUAACUGUUCCUUGACUGUAAGUAAGUUAAAUUUUUUGUUUAAAUGAAAUGAAAAUUUAAUAAAAUUGAGUGUUGUUUAAAAGAUUAAUUUUUUAUCUAAGUUAAUAAGUUAUGCAUUAAUAGAAUCUCCAUACGCAUUAUUUAUAUUAACAAUAAUUUCAAUAUGGUACCAUUGGAAUACCAUCAUUAAACUUUGUACACAACUUUCUAAAGAGGUUUGGUAUAAAUAGUACGUAUUUUUUUCAUCAAAAUUAAAAAUUCCAAUUUUUUUUUAUAAAAACCUUUUUAUGAGUUUUUUUAAAAAAAAUAAAGUGAUGUACACUAAAGUUAUAAUGUCAAAUUAAAGCCAUUGUCAUUCUAAAGAUAAUAGUAAAAAUUUGAGUGUUCUAGGACAAACGGUUUUAGAGUUACAUGCUUUUAUAUAUAUUAAAACGUUCCUACAAACUAAAUUUUUUUACUUUUUAAAAAAAUUAUAACUCAAAAACCAAAGGUGAUAUAAAAUCAUAAAUAUCUGAAGACAUCAUGUUUUGACCAUUUAUUGAUUUGGUGAGGAAUGACCCCCCCCCCCCCCCCUCCCCCUAACAACAAACCCAAAAAAAAAUUGGCAGUAUGUUAAAAUUAGGAAGAAUAUCUAUCAAAAUUUUUUUAAUGUAAAUUAUAUAUUUUUCACAUUACCCUUACUUCCUUUCCAAUUUUGUUUUGCUAAGUUUUUUUUUUUUUUAAUUUUUAUUUAUUAUCGAUAAACACACCUAAAGUUACAUUAAAUACUACCACUGAUACAAUUCCAUUAUUUUUCAAUUUUAAGAGUUUUUUACUAUGGGGCAUUAAAUCCCUAAAACCCAACACGUCGACAGGAUCUUAAAAGUAUGCUCACAUUUAAUUGAGCCUCUGUUACAACAGAUAUUGAAUGCUAGCCAAAACAUAUAUGCCCCUACAAAUGAAAAUUUUUUAGGUUAAACCCAAUCCACACGAAACGGUAGUAAACUAUAGUCCAGUCAAGUUAAACAUGAAAAGGAGGUCGUGCUUGCAAAAGGUCAGGUGUUCUGAAUUUUUUAUAUGUUGUUAGGACCUAAACCAACAUUAAAAAACCAGAUUUGCAAUUUCCAAAGUGCUGUGCGAGCGGCGGUGUACCCAAAAAACCAUGAAAUUUUCGGACUUUUUUCAGUUUUUUCUCAAUAUCUCAGUGAAGGAAGGGUCUGACCGGUACAGUCAUUCUACAAAGUUUUAAAGAAGACUUAAUUUGGUACAAUUUGAGACCAGGGCGAGCUCAAUACAGACAUUGGUUCCUAAGCUACAGUUCUUCGAAAAUAGGCCAUUAUUUCCAAAAAUGUGAAAUUGUUUCGAAAUGCUCAAUGAUUUUAUGAUAUAAUUCUAAAAUACGUAUCCCACCUAAUAGAUUAUACGGAACAAAGUUGUAGUAUAUUUAAUUAUCUUUCAUUUGAGACCAAGCUGGUACCUGUAGGCUCAGCAGUUCUCUCAAAAACGGCAGAUAACCAAAAAAACCAUAAGUGGUUUUUUGGGGGGAAAUGAAAAAAAACUGUUCUCACAUCAUUUUAUUGUUUUAUUUAUCAAGCAUUUAAAAUUUAUUUAUUUUUGUUAUUGUUAAAAUGGUUUUAUGAAAAAAGAAAAA